This is a messenger RNA of Pipra filicauda (Wire-tailed manakin), 1248 nucleotides long. It is a transcript of the gene NKX1-1, whose product is annotated as NK1 homeobox 1. Gene Ontology annotation, molecular function: DNA-binding transcription factor activity, RNA polymerase II-specific; RNA polymerase II cis-regulatory region sequence-specific DNA binding. The transcript has 2 exons. Bases 1 to 1248 code for a protein of 415 amino acids. Gene Ontology annotation, biological process: cell differentiation; regulation of transcription by RNA polymerase II. Gene Ontology annotation, cellular component: nucleus. Lineage: Eukaryota; Metazoa; Chordata; Aves; Passeriformes; Pipridae. The record is from RefSeq and is a predicted model, not a curated record.
AUGAAUGCGAGCAGAGACAAGGUCGGUGACAUCUCCAUCCCGACAGCGGCAGCCGCGGCGGUGACAGCCCCCGCAGUCGGCAUCGGCGGGGAGCCCCGCGGCUGCCACGGGGAAGGGAUGGACGGCCGCGGGGAGCAGCGGCUCUCGGCCGGCGGUGAGCUGCCUCUCUACUGCCCUGCCAACCGGGACAGGCAAGGGGACAGCCAGAGCAACACCCCCGGACAAGAGGGGGCAGUGGCCGCGCUGCCCAUGGUGCACAGAACCACCUCCUUCUCCGUGCUCGACAUCCUGGACCCUAACAAGUUCAACAGCAAGCGGCGGCAGUGCGCGGGCUUGUACAAAUCGGCGGGGACCGAGUUCACUCUGGGGGCGGAGGAUAAACCCGAGGACUCAGGGACGGAGCUGGUCGAGCAAAAGGCUCUCGCCGAAGAUUUCGACGCGUGCAAGAAAUCCGCAGAGCUGAUCAAGGACGGGGAGCUCUACAAGGCCGAGGAGUGCGACCUGGACUACAGCAGCCGGCCGAGCCGCAGCCCCGACAGCGAGCUGCCGGACGACGAGGAGCUGUGCAGCGAGGAGAGCGGCAGCACCAGCAGCAGCAGCGGCGGCAGCUCCGGCCCGGCGGCUCCCGGAGAGCCCGACCCGGGGCCGCUCCGAGCAGAGCCGGCCGAGCCGCCCCCGCCGCCCCCGCCACCGCCCCCGCCGCCGCCGCCCGUCGGGGCGCAGCCCGGCCCGCAGGCCAAGCCCAAGAGGAAGAGGACGGGCUCGGACUCCAAGUCGGGCAAGCCCCGUCGGGCGCGGACAGCCUUCACCUACGAGCAGCUGGUGGCGCUGGAAAACAAGUUCAAGUCCACGCGGUACCUGUCGGUGUGCGAGCGCCUCAACCUGGCGCUGUCGCUCAGCCUCACCGAGACGCAGGUGAAGAUCUGGUUCCAGAACCGGCGCACCAAGUGGAAGAAGCAGAACCCCGGGGCGGACACCAGCGCGCCCACGGGCGGGGGCGGCGGCGGCGGGGCGGGGGGCGCGCUGGGCGGGGGGGCGCUGCCGGGGGGGCUCAGCCCGCUCAGCCACUCGCCGCCCAUGGGCGCCCCGCUCUCCAUGCACGGCCCCGGCAGCUACGCCGGGCACCCGGCCGGGGGGCUGGUCUGCGCCGCACAGCUGCCCUUCCUGCCCAGCCCCGCCGUCCUCUCGCCCUUCGUCCUGGGGUCCCAGACUUACGGCGCCCCGGCUUUCUACACCCCGCACCUAUAA